Salvelinus fontinalis (brook trout) is the source of this 6153-nucleotide messenger RNA. RefSeq names its product SH3 domain and tetratricopeptide repeat-containing protein 1. The record is from RefSeq and is a predicted model, not a curated record. Lineage: Eukaryota; Metazoa; Chordata; Actinopteri; Salmoniformes; Salmonidae. The transcript is spliced from 20 exons. Bases 357 to 4442 code for a protein of 1361 amino acids. Gene Ontology annotation, molecular function: protein binding.
AUGAGCCAAACGUCACAGGAAAAGACAUGACAAUUCUGAUGAUGUUGGGAAAUCUAUAGGUAAAACAGCGAUUUUCUCUAAUUUAGAAUACCGUAAGUAACAAGUUGACAACACCAUAUUACUAGUAUUCUAUGCCAAUGCAUCUCUAAGUGUGGGGUUUACUCAAACGUUUCAUGUUAUCUUCGACCAGGAAAGUAAAAGUUUAUGAGCCCUUGCCCCCUCCCCUAUGCGUUCUGCGUGAAUAGUGCGCGCGAGGCGCAAGGAGGGCGCGGUGGCGCGUGAUCCACUGUCGAUCGUGGGGUUUUCGGUAGGGCUACUAAGGUUACAUGGAGAAGUGGGAAAUUAUUUGAUCGAAGAUGUCAAAUGCGGAACAGGAGGUAGAACCGGUCGCGGUGGCGGUGGGUAACGGAGUUGACACGAGUCGCGGUUACCGGAGAAAGCUCUCAGCAGAUGACCACAAGCAUCAUCACCAUGAUCCGGUAAAAAUUGAGACUAUCACCCGAAGUAGAAAAAUGGAGAGGUCAUUCUCCAGAGAAGCUGGCAGUGUAAGGGGAACCAUGGCAACGUCUGAAGACAACUUCCCAACAGCUCUACCCAUGUUGCUGGCCAUCGUGGAGGGGCCCGACAGGCACCGUGCAGACGAGGGGUCUCAGGAAGUGCUGCGGGGGAAACUCUGCCUCCUGGAGGCCGACAGCGCGGAGGUCAACGCUCUCUUUACGGAACUCUCUGCCAGGCUGGUCUCCAUCAACAGUGAAGAAAACGUUAUAUUUGUCGCGUUCAAAACAUUCGAAGAGAUAUGGAAGUUCACCACAUAUUACACAAUGGGCUUUCUGGGUCAGUGCAUGGAGAACCUGCUCCUAGACCAGGAUUUCUGGUUGAGCUCAAUGGACCAGAAGAACGUGGGCAUAGAGAUCUCGAUCCAAGAGGACACUCUCAACCUAAUGUACAAAGGCAUCCUCAUGCAAGAGGGUUCCUUCUUCGCCAGCUGCAGUUCCACCCAGAUGUUUGACAGCUCCACCUCUGGUAGUGACCUCUACCUGGAGCAGGGGGACAUAGCCCUGUUCGAGCCCCCGUUCUUGGGGUCGGGGUGGACUGUACUGUCCCUGGGGGAUGGAGCCCGGGGGACCAAGCCCAAACCAGCCCUGGAGCCCGUCAUACCCUUCCACCAAUGGUUCUUGAAAUCCUGUGCGGAGAACAUCUUAGUUGGUAGUGGCAAGCCAGCAUGUGACUUCCUCUGCCAGUUUGCCACAGGCUCCUGCAUUGCCACUGUGGAGUAUGACGCAGGAGGGCCAGAUGAGCUGAGCCUGGAGCAGGGUGAUCACAUCCUCAUUGUGGGCCUGUUGGUGUCGUGCUUCGAGUGGUUCACUGGCAGGCUGGAGAGGACAGGAGAGGUGGGACUGGUGAUGACAACACUGGUCAAGCCGGCUGAUGAUACCCUUUGUGAGUCGGCGGACAUAUUCCUAGACAAAGAAGAAAGGUUCUUUUUUAACCUGAAAGAAGAGCAGAUCAAAGAAGAAACUAUUGCCUUGCUGAAGAAAAUCUCCCAGAAUGAUAUUGGAUCCGUCUACAAACUUGAUCUGAUUGAUCAACCAGAUUCUCCAAAGAAACCAACUCAAAAUGGUUCCCAAGGAAACAUGGACGCUCACCAACAAGCAGAACUGAAGAGGAAGAUAGAAGAGAUCCUACAAGAAGGGAAGGAGAAAGUGCCUUGUGCGACUGUGAUGACAAACGGAACUCUGGAGGACCACAGUGAGUCCUCUAAGACUACAUUACCCAUUGGGCCUCACUUCACCAUCCACCCAGUAGAGGAAGGCACCACCACCAACCAAGAGAAACUCCUUCCUCUUCUAUCCUUUCUGGCCGGCUCUGACUACAAGCCAGAUUUUGGCACCCUCUACGGACAAACCCCAGAACUGCUCCUUGCCACUUUCAGCGGCCACUCGGACGACAUUGACGAAUUGGUGGCAUACUUAGGCAUAGCCAGAGAAACGGCCAGGAAGAAGCGUCUCCAUUGGUCGCAGAGCCGCCUCUGUUUGCUUUUGGGAAAACUCUGCGCGGGAAGUUCAAAAUUCUCCCAAGCUCGAGUCUACUUCGAGGAGGCCCUCAGCAUCCCUCGAGAUGGAUUCACGGACAUGCUAAUGCUAGCUAACAUCUACGUAAACCUAGCUGUGAUCUAUCUCAUGCAAAAAAACACAGAGAAGUACUUUGCUUUGUCAGAGCGGAUUGCUGCAUUGCUUAUGGGUAUCCCUGACUGCGUCUCUACUGUAGAAAAAGACUCUGAAGUUCUCAAGUUCAUCCUGAAGAAAGCGGUUCUCGCUCAUAACAAGAUGGCUGAAGCACGUGCUUGUUUCCUUCUAGCAAAGCUCCACUGGAGGCGAGGCGAGGGGGCGGACGCUGUCCCGUUCUUGGAGAGACUUCUGGUUCUCUCGGCAGAGCCAGCAGGUGUCCGGAGCGUCAGGCCCAGCCACGGCUACCUGAGCCUGGGGAGACUGUACAGCCAGCUCUCCCUCCCCCAUCUCUGUGUCAGCUCAGCCAGGAGAGCCACAAUGCAUCCCUCCGCUAGGCUAGCCGAUUGUCUGAAUGGAAUGGGGCUAGUGCUGGAGAACACAGCCAGACUCUAUGGGAUCCGGAAGCAGGAAGACACCAUUCCAGCUCAAGUGGCUCUGUAUCUGAGCCGGUCGCUCUCUUUCACUGGGGAAUUAGCUGGAGUCGGUGGCAAUGGUGACCCCACUCUAAGCCAGGCACUCACACUCUGCCUAUCACAGCUGUUUCAGAAACACGGGAUACUAGGACGCGCGGUGCUCUCCAUGCACACUCUCAUAGACAAUCAUUGCAGGCCGUCAUCAUCCUCGGGCGCCACUAGCAGCCCUGAACGCAUCAGCGCCCUCGUGUGGCUAGCCUGGCUGCACAUCUGUAACAGCCAACCGGAGGUAUCGCUAGAUGUCCUCGACUCAGUGCUGGCCUCCAUGCCAGAACACUGCACUACUCCACAGGAAGGAUUGGUCCACAACAUGAGGGGUGUGGCUCUUCGACGCACGGGAGACCUGCGGAGGGCGGCAGAGAGCUACCAGGCGGCCAUUUAUGUGUGUGAGGAGUUUGAGGACAGGGCCAACUGGGCGGUCGCGCAGGCUAACCUGGGGUUGCUGUGUCUGAAGGCUGGGGCUAAGGGACUGGCGGAGAGGCAUCUCACGGAAGCCGUGGAGCUGUUCUCAGAGCUGGGUGGAGGGGAGCAUGAGGUGAACUUUAUUACAGUGCUGCUGGAGCUGGGACAACACUGUGUGAACCAGAGACUCCUGGAAAGAGGGAAGAUCUACUUUGAGUGGGCUCUGCUGAUGGCCAUUAAGUCAAACCAUUUAGACAGUCAGUUAAGUGCGACGCGGCGUCUGUGCCACCUGUACGGAGCUGUAUGUUCUGACGAAGCUCAGUGCAUAAUCUACAACGAACAUCAGCUUGCCAUACUGGCGACCCGGGGAGACAGGGGACAGGAGGGCGAGGUGCUGGAGACCAUCAGCCAGCUAUACCUCAGUCUGGGGACAGAGAGGGCUAGGCGGUCGGCUCUGGACUACACCAAGCGUAGCCUGGGUAUCUUCAUAGACCUGGGCCGGAAGGAAAAGGAGGCAUAUGCCUGGCUGCAGGCUGGGAAGAUAUACCAAAUGCUGGGCCAAACCGAACUGGUGGACCUCUAUGUACAGGUGGCCCAAGAUGUGGGCCUGAGUACAGGAGACACACACUUUAUCCUACAGCUGCUGGAGGCAGCAGGGGAUGUCUUCUUCAACCUCAACCAGGAGAGAGAGAAGGCUGUCUGCUUCUAUAGGGACCGUGCCCUGCCCAUCGCUGUGAGGACCAGCAGUACAGAGGCCAGACUAAGGCUGUCUAACAAGCUGGUGGAGCUGCUACUGCAACUGAAGCUGUAUGGAGAGGCCGUGGAGUACGCCCAGGCCGCCCUGGACAUCAGUGUUACACUGGGAAAUCGUCUAAAUGAGCGAGUGGCCUUCCACCGGCUGGCCACCCUGUACCACUGUCUGGGUCAGUUUGAACUGGCUGAACACUACUACCUGAAGACCCUCUCCCUCUGCCCCACGCCCCUGGAGUUUGAUGAGGAAACCCUGUACUACGUUCGAGUCUAUCAGACGCUAGGGGACAUCAUCUUCUAUGACCUGAAGGACCCCUACGAUGCCGCGGGGUACUACCACCUGGCGCUGGCAGCAGCCAUGGACCUCGGCAACAAGAAGUCCCAGCUUCAGCUCUGCACGCGAUUGGCUACGAUCUACCACAACUUUCUGGUUGACCGGGAGCUCUCACUCUUCUUCUACCAGAAAGCGCGAGCGUUCGCCUCAGACCUCAAUGUACGCCGCAUCAACCUCUCGCCCGACCAGAACUUCAGUAGUAUGUCACAGUACAAGUCGAAUAGGGUUAGCACUCAGGAACCAACAACAAAGUAACCACCAUCUUGGUUUGAAGUUUGGCAGAAGAAUGGAGAGUUUAAGGUAUCAGAGGAAAUUGUGCCAAGUGGAUGUCGUAUGUUGGGUUUGAAGAAGUGUACAUAUGUAAUUUUGAGAUUUUUAAACCUUUGAGAUGUGUUGAUGUGAUUUUGCCAAUUAGGGUUCUGUGCCAUACUGAACAAUUUCACUUAUAGAAUCAUACAGCAAUAUCUACAAUGGUCUUCAGUUGAUGACCUGAAAUUAGAUGAAGUCAUGGUAAAAGGAAUGAAUCAUGAAAGACAUACAGUACCAGUCAAAAGUUUGGACACCCCUACUCAUUCAAGGGUUUUUCUUUAUUUUGACUAUAUUAUACAUUGUGGAAUAAUAGUGAAGACAUCAGAACUAUGAAAUAACACACAUGGAAUUAUGUAGUAACCAAAAAAGUGUUAAACAAAUCAAAAUAUAUUUUAGAUUCUUCAAAGUAGCCACCCUUUGCCUUGAUGACAGCUUUGCACACUCUCAACCAGCUUCACCUGGAAUGCUUUUUCUUGAAGGAGUUCCCACAUAUACUGAGCACUUGUUGUUUGCUUUUCCUUCACUCUGCGGUCCAACUCAUCCCAAACCAUCUCAAUUAGGUUGAGGUCGGGUGAUUGUGGUGGCCAGGUCAUCUGAUGCAGCACUCCAUCACUCUCCUUGGUCAAAUAGCCCUUAUACAGCCUGGAGGUGUGUUUUGGGUCAUCGUCCUGUUGAAAAACAAAUGAUAGUUCCGCUAAGCGCAAACCAGAUGGGAUGGCGUAUCGCCACAGAAUGCUGUGGUAGCCAUGAUGGUUAAUUGUGCCUUGAAUUCUAAAUACACCGACAGUGUCACCAGCAAAACACCUCCACACCAUCACACCUUCUCCCCCAUGCUUCACGGUGGGAACCACACAUGCGGAGAUCAUCCGUUCACCUACUCUGUGUCUCACAAAGACACGGCGGUUCGAACCAAAAAUCUCCGAUUUGGACUCAUCAGACCAAAGGACAGAUUUCUACCGGUCUAAUGUCCAUUGCUCGUGUUUCUUGGCCCAAGCAAGUAUUCUUCUUCUUGGUGUGUUCUUUAGUAGUGGUUUAUUUUGCAGCAAUUCGACCAUGAAGGCCUGAUUCACGCAGUCUACUCUGUACAGUUGAUGUUGAGAACUCAGUGAAGCAUUUAUUUGGGCUGCAAUUUCUGAGGCUGAUAACUCUAAUGAACUUAUCCUCUGCAGCAGAGGUAACUCUAAGUUUUCCUUUCCUGUGGUGGUCCUCAUGGGAGCCAGUUUCAUUAUAGCGCUUGAUGGUUUUUGUGACUGCACUUGAAUAAACUUUAAAAGUUCUUGAAAUGUUCCAUAUUGACUGACCUUCAUGUCUUAAAGUAAUGAUGGACUGUCAUAAUAUGGACUUGGUCUUUUACCAAAUAUGGCUAUCUUCUGUAUACCACCUCUACCUUGUCACAGCACAACUGAUUGUCUCAAACACAUUAAGAAGGAAAGAAAUUCCACAAAUUAACUUUUUACAAGGCACACCUGUUAAUUGAAAUGCAUUCCAGGUGACUACCUCGUGAAGCUGGUUGAGGGAAUGCCAAUAGUGUGCAAAGCUGUCAUCAAGGCAGAGGCUGGCUACUGAUUUGUUUAACACUUUUUUGGUUACUACAUGAUUCCAUAUGUGUUAUUUCAUAGUUUUGAUGUCUUCACUAGUAUUCUGUAAUGUAGAAAAU